AUGCUCAUAGAGGAACUCACAGAACACAAGGAUUCGCCAUUGAGUGUUGAUCCGUAUAAAGAAACUACGUAUGAGUUUGCAAAACCAACCAAGGAAGAAAAAAAUCAGCAACUCAUUGAUGACUUUUUGAAGCCAUCUCCAGAACUUAGUUGGGAAUUGCUCGAUCUUGUACAACCGAAACCAGAUGUGGAUAGGGAAAAAGUGAUUCAAAGACUAGUCAUUAAUCCAUCCAGUUUGAACAGAACGAAAAUCAGAUUCAAGAGAUCGGGAAUUGAGGGUAAGAUAUCAGGAUAUCGUGAGGAAGUCGAUUUGAAUGCGGUGAACGCAUAUGCAUCAAACUCUUUGAGUAUCAAUAGAGAUUACACAUCAAAAAGUGAAAGUCUAAGAGGAAAAACUGGGUUUUUACCCUUUCAACCUGGAGGAUUAUUACAACAGGCGUCAAUGGAUCGUGAGGUGAAGGAUGCUACUUCCAAUUUGCAUAGAAAUGAGUAUGGUUUGUUUGAUAUACCACCUGGGCUCUCGCGAGGUUUGGAUGUCGGAGAAACAAAGGGAUUGGCAGAAUUGGAGGAUUUGAGCAAGGAGGAAGAGGAUCAAAAUGGAGGAGAUUUCACUGAAUCCAUUAAAGAGCAUUUUUUAGUAGAUGGAACAAAUGGCGAAACAGCAUCAGCUGGAUCAAAGUCAAGACUCCCGUUUGAUGCGAAUGAAAUAGAAGGAUUAGUCCCCUUCGACUAUAAAUCAUUCAAGUACGACGACAGGAGACCGGUUGAAAAGCGAGAUUGGGCACAUGUUGUUGAUUUGGACCAUAAGAUAGAAGAUUUUAACGAAUUGGUGCCCAAUAUGGCCAGGAAAUGGCCAUUUGAGCUAGACACUUUUCAAAAAGAAGCUGUGUUUCAUUUAGAACAAGGUGAUUCUGUUUUUGUAGCAGCUCAUACUUCGGCAGGUAAAACCGUUGUUGCUGAGUACGCAAUUGCAAUGGCAAAAAGAAACAUGACAAAAUGUAUUUAUACAUCCCCUAUCAAAGCAUUAUCAAACCAAAAGUUUAGAGAUUUCAAAGAAACUUUCAAAGAUAUUGACGUUGGAUUAAUUACUGGUGACGUUCAAAUUAACCCAGAGGCCAAUUGUCUCAUUAUGACUACUGAGAUUUUGCGUUCAAUGUUGUAUCGUGGUGCUGAUUUGAUUAGAGAUGUCGAAUUUGUCAUUUUUGAUGAGGUGCAUUAUGUGAAUGAUAUAGAUCGAGGUGUGGUUUGGGAAGAAGUGAUUAUUAUGUUGCCAGAUCAUGUCAAGUACAUUUUAUUAUCGGCCACUGUUCCUAAUACGUUUGAGUUUGCCAACUGGGUUGGGCGUACUAAGCAAAAAGAUAUCUAUGUUAUUUCAACUCCGAAAAGACCUGUACCGUUGGAGAUUUUCAUAUCAGCCAAGAAUAAACUCUUUAAAGUUGUUGACUCAAGUAGGAGGUUUCUUGAAAAUGAAUUCAAGGCUCACAAGAAUUUGCUUGAAGCAGGAAACUCCAAAAAGGAGCUUCCUUCAACUACAAUGGGUUCAGGAAGUAGAGGUGGACCAGGCGGAACAGCCAGAGGCGGUAACAGAGCAGUCACUAGGGGCAGAGGUGGUGCUAGAGGAGGCGGUCGUGGUGGUGGCGGUCGAGGCGGCGCAGCCAACAAUUAUGGUAAUUUUUCAGGUCCUAAAAGGUUUGGAACAGAUGGCCCAAACAAAAACACCUGGCCGGAAUUGGUUCAUUAUAUGAAACUGAAUAAUUUACUACCAGCAGUUAUUUUCGUUUUCUCAAAGAAAAAGUGUGAAAUGUAUGCUGAUUCUCUACACGGGGUUGAUUUUUGCACUGCGAAGGAAAAAUCAGAGAUUCACAUGUUUAUUGAUAGAGCUGUGGGAAGAUUGAAAAAAGAGGAUCGUGAAUUGCCUCAAAUUAUAAAGAUUCGUGAAAUGCUUAGUCGAGGUAUAGCAGUACAUCAUGGUGGUCUUUUACCAAUUGUUAAGGAAUGUAUUGAAAUUUUAUUUGCCAAGACAUUGGUAAAGGUCUUGUUUGCAACUGAGACAUUUGCCAUGGGAUUGAACUUACCAACUAGAACAGUUGUGUUUAGUUCGACGAGAAAACACGAUGGUAGAGGAUUUAGAAACCUUUUGCCGGGAGAGUUUACUCAAAUGUCUGGGCGUGCUGGUAGAAGAGGAUUGGAUGCCACUGGUACUGUCAUAGUCAUGGCUUACAAUGAGGCAUUAUCUCCAACUGACUUCAAAGAAGUGGCUUUAGGAACGCCUACCAAAUUGCAAUCACAAUUCAGAUUGACAUACAAUAUGAUUUUGAACUUGCUCAGGAUCGAAGCUUUAAAAGUAGAGGAGAUGAUAAAGCACUCCUUUAGUGAGAAUUCCGCCCAGGUGUUACUCCCAGAGAACAAAAAGAGACAUGAUGUGCUUACAAACACAUUAAGCAGUUUGACUUUGAAAUCGUGUGCCGAAUGUGACUUGAAGAAUGUCGAAGAAACUUGUAAGCUCAUGUUUGAGUACGAGGAUGUUUAUGGCCAAUGCGUUGUCGAUAUUCACAGAUCCCCCAUAUUGAAGACACAAUUGUUGAAGAUUGGAAGAUUAGUUUGCUUUCGAGAUAAGGAAUCUAUAUUGAGAUUUGGAUUUGUUGUAAAGUCAGAUAGCGUUAAUGACAGUAUUUUCCUACUCACAUUCAACCAUGGCAAGGAAUACGAAACUACACAAGAAAAAUACAAGUUGCCAUACAUUCCAAUCAAAACUUAUUUGCGCAACAACUUUACCAAAAUUAAAUAUGGUGGCGGUCUCAAAGUGGUAACGGUCCCAUAUGAAAAUGUCAAUUUCAUAAGCAGGCUCGCAUUGAAGGGCUCAAUGAGUGCGAUAAUUGAAAACAAACGCGAAGCGGUUGUUCAAGCAGAAGAGGAAAUCAACAGUGCUCUUUGGUUCCAAAACAAGUUGGACGAGAUGAGUUUCAACAAUACCAAACAAAUAUCCCUUCAUGAUUUGUGUACUGAAAAGGAUAAUGUUUUGUCAAAGAUUACUGACUUGCAAGCCUUCACAUGCUCAAACUUCAAGCAGCAUUAUGCUGAAUAUCGUGAGAUGCACCUUCUUCGAAUGGAAUUGGAAGGAUUGGAGAGGUUGAUCUCAGAUGAAAAUUUGGAUCUUUUGCCUGAUUAUGAACAAAGAUUAGAAGUUCUUGAAACCCUCGGAUUCAUCGAUGAGAAACACAAUGUUGUUUUGAAAGGUAGAGUUGCGUGUGAAAUUAACUCUGGCUGGGAGUUGAUCCUUACUGAGUUGAUUCUCGAUAACUUUCUCGGUGAUUUUGAGCCAGCUGAAAUUGUAGCGCUUUUGUCGUGUUUUGUUUAUGAAGGUAGAACUCAAGAGGAGGAACCACCAUUGAUUACUCCAAGAUUGGAAAGGGGAAAAGCUAGAAUACAUGAGAUUGCUGACAAGUUGCUUCGAGUAUAUAUCGAGAAACGGGUUUCGCUAACGUCAGAGGAAGAGGAAUUUGUUGAAAGUAAACGAUUUGCUUUAGUCAAUGUUGUUUACGAGUGGGCGAACGGGUUAAGUUUCAAUGAAAUAAUGGGCAUCAGUGUUGAAUCAGAAGGGACAAUUGUCAGAGUUAUCACAAGGUUAGAUGAAAUUUGUCGUGAAGUAAAGAAUGCCGCCUUGAUCAUUGGUGAUUCAAAGUUACAUUUGAAAAUGGCUGAAGCACAGGAAAAGAUCAAACGAGACAUUGUGUUUUGUGCAUCGCUAUAUCUAUAA
This is a messenger RNA of Lodderomyces parapsilosis, 3756 nucleotides long. RefSeq names its product SKI complex RNA helicase subunit (gene SKI2). Gene Ontology annotation, cellular component: Ski complex. The record is from RefSeq and is a predicted model, not a curated record. Bases 1 to 3756 code for a protein of 1251 amino acids. NCBI's taxonomy places the organism in Eukaryota, Fungi, Ascomycota, Pichiomycetes, Serinales, Debaryomycetaceae. Gene Ontology annotation, biological process: nuclear-transcribed mRNA catabolic process, 3'-5' exonucleolytic nonsense-mediated decay. The transcript has a single exon. Gene Ontology annotation, molecular function: RNA helicase activity; ATP binding; RNA binding.